AUGUCGAAUAAAGAUGAUGAUCGACGUCUUUUUGAACACUUUGUGAUCGCUGGUCUCUCACAGGAAGCCCCUGAACAAGCCACUCCGUCAUCACAAGAAUUUGGCUUCCGAAACAGUUCUCCUCUGGCUCCAAUUACUGAUAUCUGUGUCAUAUUCCCAAGUCUCGGUGAAACGGCUCCCGAAGGAUACGAAAUAAUUGAAACCACACAAUUGGGGUACCCUGCUGAUUUGAACCAUGGCUCAAUACGUAUGCCGAGCGUGUUUCUCUGCUAUCGCAGAGGAUACCACAAGCCUCCAUUGCUCGACAUCGGAUUGAUUGAAUAUGGUCGAGGAGAAAAGCCUAUGGUGGAUACUAACAUCGUGCAGACAACACCUUUUGGACGCCCGGCAAAUGUCAAUAAUGCGUCUCAAAAUAUAUUUUUAACGUAUCGGCGGGCUGUUCCGAGUAGUGCACCGAGCCAAUUCGUUGUAACCGACAUUUGUGUUAUACUUGCCAAUAAGGGCGAAAUUCCUCUGCAUACUUACUAUAAAAUUCCUAAGAAUUUGAAUAAGGGUAUGGUUGGAUCGGAUGUAUACAUCUGUUACAAAAAAUCACAGUGCUCCACAAAACGAUUGGCAUAUAAACCAUCAGUUCUCGACUAUUUUCCGAAAGGGAAAUCCGGAGAUAGUAAUGAUGAUGACUUCAAAUUGGCUCAGAAUAUAUCUCUGUUUUGUCUUCCUAUGGGUGCACUCAUUGAAUGCUGGCCGGUUAAAUGCCAACCACCUGACAGAGUUUUCUCAACUUUCGUUCUUACUGACGAGAAUGGGACAAAGUUUUAUGGCGCUUCUGUUUCUUUCUUUGAAAAGUAUGAUGAAAAGUUGUCGGAAGAGCAGCUAGAACAACUGGAGCUCAAUUCAACAGGUCGGACAGAUGAAGCUGGUGCAGUGGAGGAUAGCUCUAGUAACAAUGAUCCUGCUGACGAGAUGACUUUUUACACAAACGUUGCCAUAUGCAUCAUCUCGCGAUAUCCGUUUUUCAAUUCAUUUAAACGUUUCCUUUAUUACAUCCACAGAAUGUCUAUAGGAGGAGGAGUGCACGCUGUACCGAUUGAACGUUACAUUUCUCAUCUGAUGUUCGAAGUGUCUUUUCCUACACCACGCCGUCCAUACGUUCUCAUGCAGCUGGGAUCUGAAACAAUCAGCUUCGACUCAUACGACGAAAGCCAGUUACCUCUGAAUGGCGCUCAGCUGUGUGACACGUUGAGAGCACUCGGCACAGAUAACCUUAUAUACCUGAUGAUGCUGGCGUUAUUGGAACAGAAAAUAUUGGUCCAUUCGCUGAGAUAUUUCGACUUAUAUGAAGAUCCGCCACCUGAUGUGACUUGCUUCGAUCUGGACACGGCCACGAUAAGUCAGUCGUUGAAUCGACAAACACUAAAACUGUCAAUUCUCCCGAAGAAACCAACGAAACAGUUGAAGGCUACCUUGGAUGAUCUAUUCAGAAGGUUGAAUAAAGAAGCCUUCGACCUUGGAAGCAAAAAAGCAGACUACGUUCCUGUAGAUCGUGAAAUGGUGAUACAAAAGAAGCGAAAAGAGCUGGAGAUGGCGAUCCACGACGCGUUUUUAAGGUUCAUGGCCAAUUUAAUGCGUGGGUACCAGUCAUUCUUGAAGCCCAUCAAAAGCGCACCAUCAAGUAUAAGCGCAACUGACACAGGAAACCUAUUCGAUUUAGACGGUUUUUUAAAAUCAAGGGAUAAAUCCGGGAUGGAGUUUUUCAAAAGGUUCGGCGCAACUCAGUCUUUCAUGCGUUUCAUCGAAGAGCGUAGCUUCAUAUCCGAUAAGAGCACUUACAACGCUUUCUUUGAUGAUUGUAUAGCGAAGGUGGACGGAAGUGAAGGAGUUGAUGUGCCUCUUCUUGAAAGUGAUUCCUCAGCACACAUAAACAAUACUUCUGUAUUCAUUGCACCUCCUGAACCGAUCAUUGAUCCAGCUACGGGACUUGAGCGUGAAUUCAAGUACGAGCGGUUCCCCCGUCGUUUGGAUCCUGCAUUAUUUCAGCUGGAUCAACUGAAUUUAAAUCGCAGCGCAGAACACACUGUGCCAGUACAGUAUGAACACAACCGAUGUGCUGCUGUUCGUACGAAACCAGAAAUGAAAUCCUCCAUUCUUGCGGCGACCAACUCUGUGCGCACAAAUCCCUUACACUGGCCGAAGACGCUCCUUUUCUAUGCCUAUUCAUUAUGGUUUAUGCAGUUGCCUAGCCUCAUCUCCAUCGCCCCAAAUAAGCGAAAAAUCUUGUUCUUGGCUUUUCAUGCAAUGCAUCGUGCUGGAGUUGAACAGAACGCAGUUACCUACGGAAUUUACCACCGCGAGCCGAGUGUGAACGCUAAGUUGUAUCUACAAGUUGUGACCAAGUUCAAAAUCUGCAUAAGAUCGAAUGCACAUGCAACGUACCCUUCUGCUACAGAUACACAAUCAGUGAGUGAUAGUGGAUAUCACAGUGAUAAAGCAGCGGAAGAGAAGCGUCUGGUAUAG
Ostertagia ostertagi is the source of this 2514-nucleotide messenger RNA. NCBI's taxonomy places the organism in Eukaryota, Metazoa, Nematoda, Chromadorea, Rhabditida, Trichostrongylidae. The record is from the annotation of a GenBank genome assembly.